This is a messenger RNA of Nothoprocta perdicaria, 5178 nucleotides long. RefSeq names its product RAD54 like 2 (gene RAD54L2). The transcript is spliced from 23 exons. Bases 249 to 4619 code for a protein of 1456 amino acids. NCBI's taxonomy places the organism in Eukaryota, Metazoa, Chordata, Aves, Tinamiformes, Tinamidae. Gene Ontology annotation, cellular component: nucleus. The record is from RefSeq and is a predicted model, not a curated record. Gene Ontology annotation, molecular function: ATP hydrolysis activity; ATP-dependent chromatin remodeler activity; ATP binding.
AAUUUCUCAGGAGAUGGGUUACUAGAAAGGAAGCCUGGGCAAAGGAGUGAUGCCGGAGAUGUAUUCACCUCAUGGAUCGGGAUGUCUUCCCUGUUCCACAGCUAGAAGGUAGCACAAUAAUUCAGCUGUGUGUGCUGGAGCUGAGCUUGACUUUGCCCCUGGAGGAGGUCUGACCAUUGCAGGACUUUCUAGGGCUGCCUCACGGUAGAACAUGAGCAGGUAAUGCACAAGGAGCACCACUGGGAAUCAUGUCAGACGAGUCAAUCUCAGGGAGUGAUCCGGACCUGGACCCGGACUUGGAGCAGGAGGAUAUGGAAGAGGAGGAGGAGGAAGAUGAGGAGGAGGCGAUGGAGGAGGACAACGAUGGGGAUGACGAGGAAGACUUACUUGAUGAGAAUGAGCAACCCCAGGACGCCGUGUUCAGCAGCGAGCACGCUGAGCACGCCGAGGAUGGAGAGUGGCAGCGCUCGACUUCAACUACCUCAUCUCAGAGCGAGCGGGCAGAGCGACUCUUGCAGAACCAGCACAAGAGCCUGGCCUCUGAGGACACCAAAAAGAAGAGGGCUCAGAAACCUUCUCACAUGCGGAGGAACAUAAGAAAGCUGUUGCGUGAGGACCAACUGGAAGCCGUGACGAAAGCAGCCCAGCAGGAAGAGUUGGAGAGAAGGAAACGGCUCGAGCAGCAGCGGAAGGAUUAUCCAGCUGCUAUUCCUACUGUACCCAUAGAGUUUCUUCCUGAGGACAUCGUUUUCCGAACGGCGGAGGCUGCCCAGCUGCCCCCACAGGUCCUUGCUGAGGAAGUCAUCUGCCUAGAUAGCACCAGCAGCGGCAGCGAAGAUGAUGCUAAGGGGAAAAACAGCAUUAAAGAUGAAGUGAUUGAGUUGAGUUCAGGAGAGGACGAUGCCCUCCAGAUCGUGGACAGCAGCGACUCUGGCAACGAAGGGGAGGAGGAUGGCAGUGAAGAGAGCAGUGGCUCUCAUGUGAAUGAUGCCUUAAAUCAGUCCGAUGCUCUGGGGCAAGUCAUCGUCAACAUCAACCAUCCACCAAACGAAGAGGACAUUUUCCUGGCUCCCCAGCUUGCCCACGCAGUGAAACCUCAUCAGAUUGGUGGAAUCCGAUUCCUCUAUGACAACUUGGUGGAGUCCCUGGAGAGAUUUAAAACCAGCAGCGGGUUUGGGUGUAUUUUAGCACACAGCAUGGGCCUGGGCAAGACCAUACAGGUCAUCUCUUUCUUGGAUGUACUUUUUCGGCACACAGAGGCAAAGACUGUUCUUGCCAUUGUACCUGUGAAUACGCUCCAAAACUGGCUAGCAGAAUUCAACAUGUGGCUCCCGGCACCUGAAAACCUUCCUGCUGAUUAUAACUCCAAAGAGGUCCAGCCCCGCACCUUCAAAGUCCACAUCCUGAAUGAUGAACACAAGACGACGGCCGCACGUGCAAAGGUGGUGAAUGACUGGGUGCUAGAGGGUGGUGUGCUGCUGAUGGGCUAUGAGAUGUACCGGCUCCUCUCACUGAAGAAGUCCUUUGCCGCCGGCAGGAAGAAGAAAAGCAAGAAACAAGCUGGCCCUGUCAUUAUUGACUUGGAUGAGGAGGACCGGCAGCAGGAGCUUCUGAAAGGGAUUGAAAAAGCCUUGUCUCGCCCCGGCCCAGACGUGGUCAUUUGUGACGAGGGCCACCGCAUCAAGAACUGCCACGCCAGCACGUCGCAGGCGCUGAAGAACAUCCGCUCGCGCCGCCGCGUGGUGCUCACCGGCUACCCGCUCCAGAAYAACCUCAUCGAGUACUGGUGCAUGGUGGACUUUGUCCGGCCCGACUUCCUGGGCUCGCGGCAGGAAUUCAGCAACAUGUUCGAGCGCCCCAUCCUCAACGGGCAGUGCAUUGACAGCACCCCGCAAGACGUCCGUCUCAUGAGGUACCGCAGCCACGUCCUGCAUAGCCUGCUGGAGGGCUUUGUGCAACGACGGGGCCACAACGUGCUAAAAGUUCAGCUGCCCUCGAAGGAAGARCAUGUCAUUCUGGUGCGUUUAUCGAAGAUCCAGCGGGCCCUUUACACGGAGUUCAUGAACCGGUUUCGAGAUGCGGGCAACAGCGGCUGGCUGGGGCUGAACCCUCUCAAAGCUUUCUGCGUCUGCUGUAAGAUCUGGAACCACCCAGACGUGUUGUAUGAAGCUCUUCAAAAGGAGAAUCUGGCAAAUGAGCAAGAUUUGGAUGUGGAUGACCUUGGCACAGCAAGCACCAAUUCCCGCUGCCAGCCUCAGGGAAUUAAAGUCAAAACAGAAAGUAAUGCCUUGGCAUCACCCGUUGGAGAAGCCACCAACAGCAAGUUCCUCCAGAGCGUUGGCUUCAACCCUUUCCAGGAGAGAGCGAAUCAGGUGGUUACGUAUGAGUGGGCCAAAGACAUCUUGUGUGAUUACCAGACAGGAGUCUUGGAGAACUCGCCCAAGAUGGUGUUACUGUUCCACUUAGUGGAGGAGAGCGUGAAGCUUGGAGACAAGAUCUUGGUGUUCAGCCAGAGCUUGUCCACAUUAUCUGUCAUCGAAGAGUUCUUGGCGAAGAGGCUGAUGCCGAGUCCUCCAGGCUCAGAUGGUGGGAUUCACAACUGGGUCCGAAACAUCAACUACUACAGACUGGAUGGCAGCACCUCUGCCUCGGAAAGGGAGCGCCUCAUCAACCAGUUCAACGACCCCAGCAACACAUCGGUCUGGCUCUUCCUGCUGUCCACACGUGCUGGGUGUUUGGGUGUCAACCUCAUUGGAGCCAACAGAGUGGUGGUGUUUGAUGCUUCCUGGAACCCGUGCCACGACGCCCAGGCCGUGUGCCGCGUGUACCGCUACGGGCAGAAGAAGCCCUGCCACAUCUACAGGCUGGUUUCUGAUUACACCCUCGAGAAGAAGAUCUACGACCGCCAGAUCUCCAAGCAAGGCAUGUCAGAUCGGGUGGUGGAUGAUCUGAACCCCGUGCUCAACUUUACCCGCCGGGAGGUGGAGAACCUGCUGCAUUUUGUGGAGGAGGAAUCUGACCCUGCUCAGCUCUCCCUCAAUCCAUGCAAGAUGAAGGAGUCUGUUCUACAGUUGGCCUGUCUCAAGUAUCCUCACCUCAUCACCAAGGAGCCUUUUCAGCACGAGUCCCUGCUGAUCGACCGGAAGGAGCACAAGUUGACCAAGGCAGAGAAGAAAGCAGCCAAGAAGAGCUACGAGGAGGAGAAACGAGCAUCCGUCCCCUACACCCGGCCGUCCUAUGCACAGUAUUACCCAGCCAGUGACCAGAGUCUGACGAGUAUCCCUGCCUUCAGCCAGAGGAACUGGCGACCAGCCCUGAAGGGUGAGGACAAGCCAGUGGCCAGUGUCCGCCCAGUUCAGUCCACCCCCAUUCCUAUGUUGCCCCGGCACGUCCCUCUGGGCGCUGCGGGAUCAGCCUCAAGUUCCAACCCUGCUGUCAACUUCCCCAUCAACUAUCUCCAGCGAGCUGGCGUCCUCGUGCAGAAGAUUGUCACCACCACAGAUAUUGUGAUUCCGGGUACAAACACGUCCACUGAUGUGCAGGCAAGAAUCAGUGCUGGCGAGAGCAUCCACAUCAUCCGAGGGACUAAAGGGACGUACAUCCGGACCAGCGACGGGCGCAUUUUUGCUAUCCGGACCACUGGGAAGCCAAAGGGCAACGAGGACCGUCGGACAGCUGCCUCAGGCUCCCGGAGCUCCCCGCUGGAGUCCCCGAGCAACGGCAGACACAGUGCCUCAUCGCCGGCGGCGGCCAGCGCCGAGGAGCUCGCGCGGCCCCUCUCCCCCGACAGCCCCGAGAUCCUCAGCGAGCUGCAGCAGUACGCGGAGGCGGCGGCGGCCCGCGCCUCCCGCCACGGCUCCCCCGGUGCCCGCGCCGCCCCGGCCCGCGCGGAGCCCGCGCCCGAGCAGCGCGCCGCCCUGCCCUGCGCGCCGCCCGCCGGCCCGCACGGCGACGCCCACGCCGUGCUGGACUUACGGGGCAGCAAGCGCAAGUCGACGUCGCCCUCGGCGCCCGAGGAACAGGCCCGCAGGCAGCAGAAAAAGCGCCAGUUGGCGGCGGCGGCGCAGCCCUACGAACACGGGUACCCCGGCUCUGGUGGGUUCGCCAUGCCUCCUGUCUCUCUAAACCACAACCUACCCCAUCCGUUUGCCUCCCAGCCAGGAAACUCCUUAUACGUGGGCACUGGCUCCUCUUAUUACCAGCUGCCCAACUUACUCCCAGACCCUCAUCUGGUGUUCCCUGUGACUACUGACCCUCUGCUGCCAGCCGGCACCGCCAGCUCUUCUGCUGCUACCUCAGCCACCGCCAGCGUCCCCUCCUUCAUGCUCAACCCUUCUCUGACGGGGGUGCUGCCCAAUUACUCGCUGCCCUUCACGCAGUCCCUCCUGCCCGAGCCCAGGAUGUUUGCUCCUUUCCCGGCCCCCGUCCUGCCYAGCAGCCUUCCCAGGAGCGUGGCGUCUGCCUACCCUGGCUACGCGUCCCCCCACGCGGGCUACCCGCCCGGCGGCCUCCUUCGCUCCCAGGUGCCUCAGUUUGAAGCCCAGGAGGUCCCGGAGGUGGGAUGCAGCUCCAAUGACGAGGACAAAGACGACGAUGUGAUAGAGAUCACAGGGAAAUAACAGGCUCGGCUCCUGCUCGCUCUCGGCUCCGCCGGGAGGCCAAAGUUGCAGGACCUUUUUGGGAGGCAUCCCCUCUGGGCCAAGGCAGCGGGUGGAGAAGGAUGUGAAGGGGGGUGCUGGGGAGCUCAGUUUGUUUUCCUUCGGUUCUGUUUUGUUGGGUUUUAGCUGUCGAGGGUCUGAGCUGUACGGGGGGCUGGAGCGGAGCUGCGAGGGGAGCCGGGGCAGGGAGGGGAGCAGCGACGCAGACCCUAGGAGAGCCCCGUCCCUCCCGCCCUCCCCGCCCGGCUCUGUCUGUCUGUCUGUCUCUGUUCUGUCUUGUCUGGAAAGGGGGAGGCUGGGGGCCUGRAGGCCCGGCCUCGAGCGCCUCCCCGGGAACUGCCUUAUCUGUGAAGCCGGCCCGCGCGGCCAGCGCCGGGGCCGGAGCGUUUUUACUGGGAAGGGGGCGGGAGGGYUUCUCUGUUGGGCAUGUUCGGGGUGGGGAGGGGGAUACUCGGGUUAGAGAGAGGAGGAGAAAAAAGCAAAACAGGCACGAAAACCCACGGUUGGUUCAUCAUCCUCU